AUGCUGAACACUGUGCCUAGACUGGACCUCGGUGUCAAGGAAGGCUCCUGCCAUGGAGCGGGACUGGACACCAGCCCUGGCCUAGACAUCGGUGCAGAGGAAGGCUCCUGCCCUGGAGCAGGACUGGACGCCAGCCCUGGCCUGGACAUCGGUGCAGAGGAAGGCUCCUGCCAUGAAGCGGGACUGGACACCAGCCCUGGCCUGGACAUCGGUGCAGAAGAAGGCUUCUGCCAUGGAGCGGGAGUGGACAUCAGCCCUGGCCUGGACAUCGAUGUACCCAUUAGAGAGCUCACUACCGAGCCAGCCUCAUCCCCCUCCCACCCCAGAUGUACCCCUCAGAGAGCUCACUACCGAGCCAGCUUCAUCCCCCUCCCGCCCCAGAUGUACCCCUCAGAGAGCUCACUACCGAGCCAGCCUCAUCCCCCUCCCGCGCCAGAUGUACCCAUCAGAGAGCUCACUACCGAGCCAGCCUCAUCCCCCUCCCACCCCAGAUGUACCCCUCAGAGAGCUAACUACCGAGCCAGCUUCAUCCCCCUCCCACCCCAGAUGUACCCCUCAGAGAGCUCACGACCGAGCCAGCCUCAUCCUCCUCCCGCCCCAGAUGUACCCAUCAGAGAGCUCACUACCGAGCCAGCCUCAUCCCCCUCCCACCCCAGAUGUACCCCUCAGAGAGCUCACUACCGAUCCAGCCUCAUCCUCCUCCCGCCCCAGGUGUACCCAUCAGAGAGCUCACUACCGAUCCAGCCUCAUCCUCCUCCCGCCCCAGAUGUACCCAUCGGAGAGCUCACUACCAAUCCAGCCUCAUCCCCCUCCCGCCCCAGAUAUGUACCCCUCAGAGAGCUCACUACCGAGCCAGCCUCAUCCCCCUCCCGCCCCAGAUGUACCCAUCAGAGAGCUCACUACCGAGCCAGCCUCAUCCCCCUCCCACCCCAGAUGUACCCCUCAGAGAGCUUACUACCGAGCCAGCUUCAUCCCCCUCCCACCCCAGAUGUACCCCUCAGAGAGCUCAUGACCGAGCCAGCCUCAUCCUCCUCCCGCCCCAGAUGUACCCAUCAGAGAGCUCACUACCGAGCCAGCCUCAUUCCCCUCCCGCCCCAGAUGUACCCCUCAGAGAGCUCACGACCGAGCCAGCCUCAUCCCCCUCCCGCCCCAGAUGUACCCAUUAGAGAGCUCACUACCGAGCCAGCCUCAUCCCCCUCCCACCCCAGAUAUGUAACCCCACAGAGAGCUCACUACCGAGCCAGCUUCAUCCCCCUCCCGCCCCAGAUGUACCCCUCAGAGAGCUCACUACCGAGCCAGCUUCAUCCCCCUCCCACCCCAGAUGUACCCAUCAGAGAGCUCACUACCGAGCCAGCCUCAUCCCCCUCCCACCCCAGAUGUACCCCUCAGAGAGCUAACUACCGAGCCAGCUUCAUCCCCCUCCCACCCCAGAUGUACCCCUCAGAGAGCUCACGACCGAGCCAGCCUCAUCCUCCUCCCGCCCCAGGUGUACCCUUCAGAGAGCUCACUACCGAUCCAGCCUCAUCCUCCUCCCGCCCCAGAUAUGUACCCAUCAGAGAGCUCACUACUGAGCCAGCCUCAUCCCCCUCCCACCCCAGAUGUACCCCUCAGAGAGCUAACUACCGAGCUAGCUUCAUCCCCCUCCCACCCCAGAUGUACCCCUCAGAGAGCUCACGACCGAGCCAGCCUCAUCCUCCUCCCGCCCCAGAUGUACCCAUCAGAGAGCUCACUACCGAGCCAGCCUCAUCCCCCUCCCACCCCAGAUGUACCCCUCAGAGAGCUCACUACCAAGCCAGCUUCAUCCCCCUCCCGCCCCAGAUGUACCCCUCAGAGAGCUCACUACCGAGCCAGCCUCAUCCCCCUCCCGCCCCAGAUGUACCCAUCAGAGAGCUCACUACCGAGCCAGCCUCAUACCCCUCCCACCCCAGAUGUACCCCUCAGAGAGCUAACUACCGAGCCAGCUUCAUCCCCCUAACACACCAGAUGUACCCCUCAGAGAGCUCACGACCAAGCCAGCCUCAUCCUCCUCCCGCCCCAGAUGUACCCAUCAGAGAGCUCACUACCGAGCCAGCCUCAUCCCCCUCCCACCCCAGAUGUACCCCUCAGAGAACUCACUACCGAUCCAGCCUCAUCCUCCUCCCGCCCCAGAUGUACGCAUCAGAGAGCUCACUACCGAUCCAGCCUCAUCCUCCUCCCGCCCCAGAUGUACCCAUCAGAGAGCUCACUACCGAUCCAGCCUCAUCCCCCUCCCGCCCCAGAUGUACCCAUAAGAGAGCUCACUACCGAGCCAGCCUCAUCCUCCUCCCGCCCCAGAUGUAA
Oncorhynchus gorbuscha (pink salmon) is the source of this 2319-nucleotide messenger RNA. RefSeq names its product flocculation protein FLO11-like. The coding region runs from base 1 to 2319 and encodes 772 amino acids. The transcript has 5 exons. The record is from RefSeq and is a predicted model, not a curated record. NCBI's taxonomy places the organism in Eukaryota, Metazoa, Chordata, Actinopteri, Salmoniformes, Salmonidae.